Messenger RNA from Podarcis muralis (Common wall lizard), 1448 nucleotides. Lineage: Eukaryota; Metazoa; Chordata; Lepidosauria; Squamata; Lacertidae. The record is from RefSeq and is a predicted model, not a curated record.
UCUCUUCCUGGCACCAUUCUCCUUCAUGGCUUUCCAGCCUUGCCCUGUGGUCACUCAGCCUGCGGCCAUCAACAGCAGCUGCCCGUGUCCAUACAGGGAUUGGAAAUCGGGACUGACGGACUGCAGCUCGGACCAAUCAAUAUGUUUCUGCGGGAUCUUCUGCCUUCCCUGCCUCAUGUGCAAGGUGGCCGCGCAGUACGGCGAGUGCUUCUGUGUCCCCUUCCUGCCGGGGGCUCUUGUGGCCAUGCGGACGGGCCUGCGAGAACAGCUGCGCAUCAAGGUACCCGUCUCCGGGGGGACUUCUGGGAAAGUUCCAGCAGGUGAUUGCCAGGAGGCGCAAAAGCGAGCUCUCCGCUUGGCACACGGGAGUUAUAGCCAGGGUGAAGGAGGGAGGUGCAGGCAGGCAGGCAGGGAGCAAAUGCACAGAGCUCUGCAGCCUUUCGCACAAUGGACACCAGAGCUCUAUCCCACCGCAGCAGCUGUUGCAGCAGCCCAUGUUCUUUGUCGGGCUACAGCCCAUCGUCUGGUAGAGUCAAGGAAUUAGCCACUGGUGAGAUGGAAGCUUGCAGCUCUUCCUCUUGACCGCGACAUACCAAAGUCCAAUGUGGAGAAAGGGGUUGCCGGAUUGGUGCAGUUUGGCCAGAGGACAGAGUUUGGGGGAGACACAGGCUGCUAUGCAGAUCCAGGGGGUCUCAUCUUGAGAGCACAUCCUAUCAGUAGAUAGUUCCCAUCAUGCCAUCCCUGCUAUUCGUGGGAACUGGUUUGAGGUGCUGAGAAUUCUGCCGAAAACCCUCCACGGAACAAAAGAUGGAAUGGCUGUUAGAUUUGGUUUAAAGCAGGCAAUCUACACUGGCUAUGUUCGGUGUUUAAUCUGGGGCAGUGGGGAGGCGCUUGGAGGCAGGAGCGAAGACAAGGCUUUCCCCGACUGAUGGUCCUCUCCUCUUCCACAGGGCUGCGUGUGCGGCGACUGGUGCGCUUUCUGCUUCUGCUGCCCCUGCGCUCUGUGCCAGAUGGCACGAGAGCUGAAGAGCCCAUGUUGUUAGCCUCAUCCUGAACUGGACACUCUGGAACCCCCUUGCGGGUCAGCCCUGUCCCCUACUGCAUUGGGGGUGCUGUGGGGCUCAGGUGCCUGGAAUGAACUGAACCGAACCACUCGGGGAAGCUUUGAAGCUGAGUUGCAAAGCGCUGCCAUGUUGGUUUCCAGCUGACUGGUGAAGCGCAGGCAUAGGAGAACUGCAAGCUUCGGACUGUCGUGGCUUGUGCCUCUCACUGGACUUCAGGUGUUGCUUCACUAAGGACAGUCACAACCUGCUCCUCCAGUGUGUGUGUGGGGGGGAAGAGCCACAUCACCCUCUCUCCCCCUGUUAAUAUUACACUGUGUGCACAUAGGAAGUUGCUGGCGUUGUAAAUAAAUAAGGUGGGGGAUACAGCUCUCCUCCUGCAGGAAA